This is a messenger RNA of Rhodotorula toruloides NP11, 1701 nucleotides long. RefSeq names its product indoleamine 2,3-dioxygenase. The record is from RefSeq and is a predicted model, not a curated record. Gene Ontology annotation, biological process: 'de novo' NAD+ biosynthetic process from L-tryptophan. Bases 1 to 1701 code for a protein of 566 amino acids. Gene Ontology annotation, molecular function: heme binding; indoleamine 2,3-dioxygenase activity; metal ion binding. Gene Ontology annotation, cellular component: cytoplasm. Lineage: Eukaryota; Fungi; Basidiomycota; Microbotryomycetes; Sporidiobolales; Sporidiobolaceae. The transcript has 2 exons.
AUGGCAGCCACCUCGUCCCGACCGGCAGCGCGGCGCGUCCCCUUCCCCAUCUUCGAAGACGAGUCCAAGCCGCUCGACCUCUCGACCCUCCCAUCGGACCACUUCCUCGCCCAGCGACCCGUCACUCCGCCCCGUCCCGAGUCGGUCAUCGACGAGGCCAACUGGGCCGACCGCGCGAGGCCAGACACUUCGUCGCUUGCCGCUGCAGACUACGACGUCUCGGUCGCAACAGGGUUUUUGCCGCCCGAGGAGCCUGUGCAGACGCUGCGAGGGGUUGGACACGGAUGGGACGAGGUGGAGAAUGCGCUCGAGCGGGCGCAGGAGGAGGCAGCGAGCAUGCCGGGCGGAGGUGUCGGCAAGCUCAGCGAAGGAUGGCGGGAGAGCGUGCGCAGGCUCCCCCGCGCCUCGGUCGACGUCCUGGCGACGCUGCCGAUGAUCCGCCGCGCGCACACGCUCCUCGCCCACAUCGAGCACUUCUACAUGCACUCGACUUUCCCUUCCCAGACUGUCGUCUGCGCAUCCAUCGCCGCUCCCCUCGUUGAAGUCAGCGACCGCCUCGGCCUCCCGCCCAUCCUUACUUACGCCGACACCGUCUUGUGGACCUGGAAAAUGACCGACAAGUCGCUCGGCCUCCGCGCCGACAACCUCGAGAUCACGACGACCUUCACCUCGACGCCCUCCGAGCGCGCCUUCUUCCUCCUCUCGCUCUUCUGCGAGCUCCACGGCCCGUCAAUCCUCCGCCUCAUGUCGUCGACCCUCGACGAGUCUUUCUUCGCCGACUCGAUCGCUCUCGCCCGUAUCGCGACCUACCUAAACUCGAUCUCGGCUCUCAUCGACGAGUUGACGGCUCUCAUGGCUGGCGCGACCCGCGGUCCGUUCGGUCCCGAGGGGAGGGAGCGCAUCUCGCCCGAGGCGUUCUACUGGGAGAUCAGGCCGUGGUUCAACGGUGGAAAGUGGACGUUUGAGGGAGUCGGCAAGAACGGAGAGGACAAGGUGAUGGAAUGGGGAGGACCGUCGGCCGGACAGUCGAGUCUCGUCCAUGCGCUCGACGUCUUCCUCGGCGUCGACCACGCGCCUCGUCACGGUCACGCGCAGUCGAGUGCAGACAAAGCGAACGGCCACGAAUCGCAAGGCUUCCCCAACACCUUUGUCGAGCCGCCUUCUCCGACCGCCGCCUCGUCCUCCAAGCCCGCUCCUCCCGCCAUCGUCGUCGACAAAGCCGCUCUGCACAAAGCGCCCUCGGAUGAGACCUUCAUGCAGCGCAUGUCGCACUACAUGCCAGGCCACCACCGCGCUUUCCUCCGGCACCUCGAGUCGCUGCACCACCCGAACCCGUCCGCACCCAACGCGCCCGUUCUCCCCUCCCUUCGCAAGCUCGCCAAGCGCCAUCCGGCCGAACUCGGACAGGCGUACGACGGCGCCGUCGCGGCGAUGAAGCGCUUCAGGGACCAGCACAUGCGGCUUGCGACGGUCUUCAUCGUGCAGCAGGCGAGGAGGGAGCCUGCGCGCGAGUCGGUGCACUGGGCCGAGUGGGAGGCCAAGCGCGUUAAGAAAGAGGCGGAGAAGGAGGAGCGCAGGAGGUUGGGCCUGGUCGAGGGCGCGAAGAGGGAGGCGAUUGCGGGAACGGGAGGGACAGACCUCGUCACGUUCCUCAAGCGGUGCCGCGAGCGUACCGUCGAGGCGUUGCUGCAGCAGGAGUGA